AUGUCGUUCACACAAUCUCCGAACGUGUGGGGUAAGACUUCCACGCAGGAGCCAGUGGAACCAAUUGUUUCUCUUGUUGAUAUUAUGAGUGAAGAAUUAGCUCAUACACUCGUCGAAGAUGAUGUUCGUAGAGAUGGUGAAAUGGCCGAAAGAUUGAACGCAGAAGCAAACCAAUCGUUCACUUCCGAUGAGGAGUUUGCUAGAGCUCUUCAACGUGAUUACGAUCGUGAGUAUGAUCUGUCGGUACGUAUGGAGCAGCAUAAGAUGUUGGGUAUCAAAAAAGUUUCUGUUACUCCCGAUCGUUAUAAGCCUAGAACGCAACAAGAAUCUGAAGACGAAGAGUCUGAUGAUGAUGAUGCUACACGAGAAGCGGCAACAGCUUUGUUGUACGCCAAAUUGGAUUCUGAGCACUUGCCAUCCACAACUGUAAGGAACGAAGAUGGAACAUGGAGAACUAAACACGAUCCAGGAAUAUCCGGAAGACGUAACGCUGAUAAAGCCUUGAAUGAUACUGUGAACAUCUCGUUUGGUGAUACUGUUUCACAACAAAUCAGUAAUCGUGUUUUCAACGACUUGCGAAGUUUUGCAAAAACUGACACGAAAAGACAGCAUAAGUUGAAAGAUAAGGAAGAAAUGGCGACAAUGGAAACAUCUGUUGAUGGUGCUACGAGAUUGACUUUGUACAAAUGGAUUAAUCAAGGAAUUUUCGAUCGAGUCGAAGGUAUUAUUGCUACAGGAAAAGAAUCUGCUGUUAUUCACGCUGUAUUAAGUGAAAAACAACACUAUGCCAUUAAAGUUUAUAAAACAAGUUUAACCGAGUUCAAGAACAGAGGGGAGUAUGUCAAGGAUGAUUUCCGUUUCAAAAACCCCCGUAGUGUCCUGAAGAUUUGGGCAGAAAAAGAGUAUAUGAAUCUGAAAAGAAUGAAUAAUCACAGUUUACCAUGCCCGGAGCCUUUGAAACUAAAAAAACAUCUUUUGGUUAUGUCGUUGAUAGGAACAGACGGUAAAGCUGCUCCACGAUUGAGAAAUGUUGAAUGGGAGUUCACAACAGAGGAAGAAAGAUAUGAUCUAUAUCUACAAGUCCAAGAUAUUAUGUGUAAAAUGUAUAAAGAAUGUCGCUUAGUACAUGCAGACUUGAGCGAGUUUAAUUUGCUAUUAUCUGAAGGAAAGGUGUUUGUGAUUGAUGUAUCACAGGCCAUGGAUAUAUCGCAUCCCCGCAAUUUACAUUAUUUAACCAGAGACAUUGAGAAUGUUUUGUUGUUUUUCACGAAACUGGGAGUUCCCAACUUACCUACUGAUGCAGCUCUCUUCAAUUUGAUAACUGAUAUGAGUAUGAAAGAUGAUGACAGUUUACUGGUUCAAGUUGAACAGUUCUCCAGAGAGAAUCGUUGUGUAACUAGACGGAUUGACAAAGCUAAACCUGGGGACAGAGAACUACGGUUGUAUGAUGCUGAAGCAAAAGAAGAAGGCCAUGAUCCAGCCCGAGAAUAUAAUUAA
Messenger RNA from Auanema sp. JU1783, 1497 nucleotides. NCBI's taxonomy places the organism in Eukaryota, Metazoa, Nematoda, Chromadorea, Rhabditida, Rhabditidae. The record is from the annotation of a GenBank genome assembly.